Molecule: messenger RNA, 1410 nt
Organism: Hydractinia symbiolongicarpus
Lineage: Eukaryota; Metazoa; Cnidaria; Hydrozoa; Anthoathecata; Hydractiniidae
Product: visual pigment-like receptor peropsin
Exons: 2
Coding region: 108-1388 (426 amino acids)
Biological process (GO): G protein-coupled receptor signaling pathway
Cellular component (GO): membrane
Molecular function (GO): G protein-coupled receptor activity
Source: RefSeq, a predicted model, not a curated record
ACUUCAGUAUACACAGCAACAAAUAGUGAUGAACGCAUGCGAAAGAAUCUUCAAGAGUAUUUGAGCAAAGCGAGAAACAUGCAACCUGGUAAAAUAAGAAAAUCAAGAUGAGAUAUAUGUAUCAAUAUCAACAACGCACUCAUGCGGACCACGAGUACACAUCAACAAAAAGUCCAAUCAACGUCUCAACGACAAUCAGUUUAACCAAUGAAGUCAUAAACAACCCGAUGUACAUUCGAAUGAUUCAUGGAACGAUUAUCGGGUUCAUUUUAACAUCCGGAUUAUUUUUGAAUGGUUCCUUAGUUACGCUCUUUACGACAAAAAGCCAGCUGCGAACGCCAACAAACUUGUUAUUAUCGAGCUUGACAGUUUCGAAUUGCAUUCUGUGCAUAUUCGUGCUGCCAUCAAACAUGGCGAGUAUUUUUGACCCAGAGAUAAAAUACGAAGGCGCUUUGUGUUAUAUAAUCGCAUUGUUCUCUCAAUUAUGGUGGGUGGCUAACGUGUACGUUUUAACCUUUCUAAGUAUAGACCGAUACAAGCUCAUCACAACUCCUCUAUGCUACAGACAAAUCAUGACAACCACAAAAUCGAAAACUUACAUUGCAAUAUCGUGGGCUGUCGCUAUAAUUAUCGCUAUAAUUCCGACGAUGGGUUGGACGAAAUACACAUUCAGUGAGAUUGAAAACACGUGUACCGUGGAUUGGAAUAAAAGUUUCUCGUUUAACAUGUUUUUUACAGCGAUUACAUUUUGGAUUCCUUUUCUCGUGAUUACCUACUGUUACAUCAGUAUCAUAUCGAACGCACAUGGCAACGUGAACAGAAUCGGUUUGAUGUUGUCUUCGCGUAUGGUUAAUCAAGUCAGGCGCAACUCGAUUUAUAAAACAGUGAAAACAAGUUUCGUGAUUGUGUUUACCUUUUUAAUAGCUUGGGUACCACACUUUACGCUCGUGUACAUUUAUAGCUUCUCUGGCGAGCCCGAGAAUUACAUCCGGUGGAAGCUGAUACAGCCGACUAAAUACCUCCCUGUAUUUAUUUACCCAUAUAUCUUUGCGUACAGAAACAGCUCGUUACGUAGGGAUCUGCAUAUUUUUUAUGAUAAAUUCAAGCCGCGAAGAGACAUUCGAAAAAUCGAGCCAGCGAGAACAAUCGACGAGAAUGAUUUCCCGGAGAACGUUUCGCGAAGAAACAGUCGCACGGAAUCCAUGCAGAGCUUACAACCAAUCAACGUCGAGCCUCAUGUCGUGGAGUGCUCGAAAAAAAGCAGUCGAAAUAACUCUUUAAAUAGUGCAUGCAUCGAACGUGGAGUCUAUUCACGUCAAAAGUCAUUCCUAUUCAUGGCUGUAAAGAGAGAUAGCGUGGUAUCAACUCUCCCUAGUGUCGAAGUAUAACGCGAAACAAACUGACAACCUU